AUGGCCAAAGAGGAGACGCGCCAAAAGCAACUCGAUGUUCAGCUUGCAAAGACCGAUCUCGAAAAGAUGAAGCUGCAGGCGAAGAUCGAGGCACAGCGUGCCAAAACACAGUUGAUAGAGAUGAAGCUCAAGCAGAAGCACACACUGGAGCUGGAACGUCUACGCAUGAAGGCACAGCUCAAUCCCAUCCUCGCAUCUUCGAGUCCGGUGUCGUCAUCCUUCCUCCCAGUGCCGUGGAUGAGCAAUCUCUCCGCACACACUUUCGAUGCUGCCAGUGCGAUGAAUACGAAGGAUGGCUUUGAAUGGGGUGGAGAUGCGCUCAGUGGACAACGUAGUAGGCAGGCAGAUGGGGAGAACAAUUGGGCAUGGGACCAGUAG
Molecule: messenger RNA, 378 nt
Organism: Dichomitus squalens LYAD-421 SS1
Lineage: Eukaryota; Fungi; Basidiomycota; Agaricomycetes; Polyporales; Polyporaceae
Exons: 1
Coding region: 1-378 (125 amino acids)
Source: RefSeq, a predicted model, not a curated record